Messenger RNA from Pipistrellus nathusii (Nathusius's pipistrelle), 918 nucleotides. NCBI's taxonomy places the organism in Eukaryota, Metazoa, Chordata, Mammalia, Chiroptera, Vespertilionidae. The record is from the annotation of a GenBank genome assembly.
AUGUCCACAUGGAAAGCAAGGUUCGCCAAAAGACUGAAAUCUCCAUCUAGAAGGAUGCAUCCAUUUCCAUGUUCAGCUCUGCUGGCCUGUUUUGGGAAAUCGAGGGAGAAUGCUCCCUGUGAUCAGCCCAUCGCGCCUGAUACUCAUUCCACCAUCUAUGAUCAGCCCAAGAUCAAAGCAUGUCGACACUCAAGUCACCUGAAAGGGGAAGAAGAGAAAAGGCGAGAUUCCAGCACCCAUUUAGACAGAAAUGGCAAUGCAAAUCGGAAUUCAAGUAACCACACUGCUGUCCAGCCUGCUGAGAUCUCUGCGGAUAUGCCUGGGUCUCCAGAUGGCGAUUUGGACGGUGAAGUAGUUACUUUUCAGACUUCUAUCCCCAGACCAUCAGUUAUUGAAAUGCCAAUGGAAAAAAAGGAAUCCCAAGAAGAACCUAGAUGCCUUCAGUUGGAACAGAAGAUGACAUCAGACAGCCCGUUGGAGGAUCCUGACCUUAAGGACUCAUAUCUCAUUCCAAGAAAUAUCAUGGCUGAGCCAGACUAUAUAGAAGAUGACAAUCCUGAACUAAUUAGGCCUCAGAAACUUGUCAAUCCUGUCAAAACAUCCCGCAACCAUCAAGAUCUUCACAGGGAACUUCUUAUGAAUCAGAAAAGGGGUCUUGCCCCUCAGAAUAAGCCAGAACUGCAGAAGGUGAUGGAAAAAAGAAAACGAGAUCAAGUAAUAAAGCAGAAGGAAGAAGAAGCACAAAAGAAGAAAUCUGACUUGGAAAUAGAGCUAUUAAAACGGCAGCAGAAGUUGGAGCAGCUUGAACUUGAGAAGCAGAAACUGCAAGAAGAGCAAGAAAACGCCCCAGAGUUUGUGAAGGUUAAAGGCAAUCUUAGGAGAACAGGCCAAGAAGUGGCCCAAGCCCAGGAGUCGUAG